Molecule: messenger RNA, 1048 nt
Organism: Orycteropus afer afer
Lineage: Eukaryota; Metazoa; Chordata; Mammalia; Tubulidentata; Orycteropodidae
Gene: TPPP3
Product: tubulin polymerization promoting protein family member 3
Biological process (GO): microtubule bundle formation; microtubule polymerization; positive regulation of protein polymerization
Cellular component (GO): microtubule
Molecular function (GO): tubulin binding
Source: RefSeq, a predicted model, not a curated record
GGGGAUAAUACGGUGGAGCCGCCCGGGUUGCAGUCCCGCCUCAGAGCCGGCAGGGAGCAGAGCUGCGGAGCCGCCUGGUCUCCCGCGUCUCGGUCCGUUCUUGCGUCCUUCUGUCCAUCCGAACGUGCACUGCAGGAGUAGCCACGAGGGUGGCAUGGCAGUGAGCACAGACAUGGCUGGGCUGGAGGAGAGCUUCCGCAAGUUUGCCAUCCAUGGUGACCCCAAGGCGAGUGGACAAGAGAUGAACGGCAAGAACUGGGCCAAGCUGUGCAAGGACUGCAAGGUGGCUGAUGGGAAGGCCGUGACAGGGACCGACGUCGACAUUGUGUUCUCCAAAGUCAAGGCAAAGUCAGCUCGGGUCAUCAACUAUGAGGAGUUCAAGAAGGCACUAGAAGAGCUGGCGACCAAGCGAUUCAAAGGGAAGAGCAAAGAGGAGGCUUUCGAUGCCGUCUGCCAACUGGUGGCAGGCAAGGAACCAGCCAAUGUGGGCGUUACCAAAGCAAAAACAGGGGGUGCUGUGGAACGGCUGACUGACACUAGCAAGUAUACCGGCUCCCACAAGGAGCGCUUCGAUGAGAGUGGCAAGGGCAAGGGCAUUGCUGGACGGCAGGACAUCUUGGAUGACAGUGGCUACGUGAGUGCCUACAAGAAUGCAGGCACCUAUGAUGCUAAAGUGAAGAAGUGAGGCCUCGGAAGGGCCCCCAGCAUGGCUGCCCCUGCCAGAGGCCCAGACCUAGGCCUAAGGGGCAUGUGGAGCAAGAGCGCCGGUCCCUUACCUGCCAGACCAGCCACCCAGAGCUUCCUGCCCAGCCUCAUGGGGCUAGCCGACCAGGCCUCUGACCCAGACUGCUAUGCAUCCUCUUUCUCCUCUUCUUCCUCCUUCCCCACCUUCUGUCCCUCUGGGGAGAGCCUGUGUCCUAUACCUUCACCAUCCCAGCCUGGCCCCAAGUAUGGCUAACCCUUGCCUGCUUGACUCAUAUUUAAGCUGCUGCUCUGGCCAAGUGCCUAACUCUUCCCUGGACCUCAAUAAAGAUACCUUUUGUACCAA